UUCUCCUCCUCUCUGCCUUCGUCCCCAACCUUGUGUUCUCCCGAGUCUCACUAGUGAAGGAAGAAGAGCAGGCUGAGAGAACAAGUCUCAGAAACAGAGCCCCCGAGUUCUAGAGAGAGAGAGAGAGAGAGAGAAAGAGAGGAAAGAGAGGAAAGAGAGGAGACUUACAAGAUGUCGAAGGAAGUGAGCGAAGAAGGACACCCCCAACAUAGAAAGGACUACGUAGACCCUCCACCAGCUCCUCUCCUCGACUUCGGUGAGUUGAAGCUCUGGUCCUUCUACAGAGCCUUAAUCGCCGAGUUCGUCGCUACCCUUCUUUUCCUAUAUGUCACAGUAGCCACUGUCAUCGGCCACUCGAAGCAGGGUGAUGCCUGCUCCGGCGUUGGCCUUCUGGGUAUCGCCUGGGCUUUCGGUGGCAUGAUCUUCAUUCUUGUUUACUGCACAGCCGGAAUCUCAGGUGGUCACAUCAACCCGGCUGUGACGUUUGGUCUUUUCUUGGCGCGUAAGGUCUCGCUGAUCCGAGCUGUGGCUUACAUGGUUGCUCAGUGUUUGGGAGCCAUUUGCGGAGUUGGAUUGGUGAAGGCCUUCAUGAAACACUCCUACAACCGCUAUGGAGGUGGUGCUAACUCAGUUUCCGCUGGAUACUCCAAAGGAACUGCCCUGGGAGCUGAGAUUAUCGGCACUUUCUUGCUUGUUUACACCGUCUUCUCGGCUACAGAUCCCAAGAGGAAAACACGCGACUCCCAUGUCCCCGUGUUGGCUCCUCUGCCCAUCGGGUUCGCUGUUUUCAUGGUACAUUUGGCUACCAUUCCGAUCACCGGCACCGGUAUCAACCCGGCCAGAAGCUUUGGAGCGGCCGUCAUUUACAACGGCGACAAGGCCUGGGACGACCACUGGAUUUUCUGGGUCGGCCCCUUCAUCGGAGCACUCGCUGCAGCUGCUUACCACCAAUACAUUCUGCGAGCGGCAGCUAUCAAGGCGCUGGGUUCGUUCCGUAGCAACCCCAGUAACUAGUCAUCAUCUAUUUGUCCGAUCCUCCUCCUCCGGCUUCCCUUUCCGCUUGUUUGUUUGUCUAAUUGUUUGUGUGUAAGAGAGGAUGAGUUUUUAUUUUUAUUUAUUUUUUUACAUUAUUUUCUUUUGUUUUUUUUCUCAUUUAGUUAUGCUUUUCUUUUUUUUUUUCGCUUUGGGAGGAGAAUCUACUGUGUAACAUCGAUGUAUUAGUGCUUGCAAUCGUAGUGGGUGGGGUCUCCUUUUUUUUCAUCCUUUUCAUCAUCUCUGUAGUCUCUAUUUCUUUCUCACAAAAUGCAUUCUUUUCUGGAGUCAUCUCCCUUU
This is a messenger RNA of Nelumbo nucifera (sacred lotus), 1332 nucleotides long. Its product is annotated as putative aquaporin PIP2-8. Gene Ontology annotation, biological process: transmembrane transport. Lineage: Eukaryota; Viridiplantae; Streptophyta; Magnoliopsida; Proteales; Nelumbonaceae. Gene Ontology annotation, cellular component: membrane. Gene Ontology annotation, molecular function: channel activity. The record is from RefSeq and is a predicted model, not a curated record.